CUGCUUGAGUUUUCUGAGCUGAGCGCGUGAUGCUCUUCUGAAAUGCCUGGGUCGCCCGCGGUGAUGUAAAAAAUAACCAGGAAGUCCACCCUGCAGAUAAAUGAGCGGCCACUCUAUACCUUAUUGCCUCUAGGAUUCCCGAUAGCAACCUUCACUUGCUGCUUCUGGUCGACUAAAGGGAAGAGCCGCUCUGUCCGGCUCGGUCUCUAUGGCGUCUGCCCACGUGGCCCGCUGGGAGCCGGAAGUGCCGCUAAGGCACGGCGGGAGGCAUACCGGCUCUGAUUUUCCCCGAGCGAGAGCACCUCUUAGCGUGUGCAGAGCGCCUCCUUAGAUCCCGGCGCUCCCAGAGAGGGGCGGGGCACCCUCGCCACAGAGUUCUUCCGUCUUCCUCCUGGCGGCCUCCGCCGGUUCGUGAGUUCCUGGUUGGUAGCAGCUUCUGGGGAGGGUCGGUGCCUUAGCGGGGAUGCUCGGCCGGGCAGGGGAGGCAGGAGGAGCCCGCCUCGUGCUGCGGCAGGUCUGGGACUGCUGGGCGGGCUCUCUCUCGCUGCCCGCACCACAAUCCCCGGCGGCGGCUGGGAGUCGGAGCUCCGCGCUCUCCGGAGGUCCCCGGUAGGGAGUGAGGCAGAUCUCGCCGCCCCAAAGGAUGUGGACCGCCGACGAGGUGGCCGCCCUGUGCUACAGCCACUACGAGGCCCGGCUGCCUAAGCAAGGGAAGCCGGCGGCUGGUCGAGAGUGGACUCUGCUGGCUGCGGUGCUGCAGGUGGAGAGCGCAGGUGAGGCUCGGAGAGGACCAGGUGGGCUCUGGCUUCUGCGGCGGGAGAAGGCGCCUUGACCAAAGGGGGCGCCUUAAAGGGAAACCCAGCGAGGGCCUUUCGUUUUCUGGUGUUGGUGUCCAGACUUUCUGUGGCCGUUCUUGAUUAUUAAGCACCCCAGCCUAUUUCCAUGGGUCUGCCUGAUGCACCGAUAUGCCUUGCAGGGGUAGCUGUGCUGCUGGAUAUAACCGAGGAGGCUGCUGCUGCCUUCAGCUCCUCCUAGCAGAACUUGGAUGCCCCAAGUGAGUCACCCUAGUUGUGUCCCUGGCUUGUGUGGCAGAUCACCUCCCCCCUGACUGGAGAGGAUGGCAUACUUGAGGGGAAGAGUUCCAUUUGGGAUUAGGGUGUUGAUUCCAAUGCUUCAAGAGCUUUUGGUCUGUUUCAGAGCACUUGUGCCAGUUACUGUCAUUAAAGCUUUCGGUGGAUUAGGACCUGGUUACUUUAUCCCAUAUAAAUAUUCCCCCCCCCCCCGCCCCCAGCACUAAGACUUUCAGGAGAGGGGUUUCACUGUCCGCCCCGUCAGCCCCCUGCAAAAAAUAAGUGAGCCUCUCUGUCAUUCUGUGAAGCCAGGGUGUUUGGUUCUAGAAAAAAGAAGAGAGACAAGAGCUGUGGGUGGUUUGGUAUCUCCCCUAAAGGGCAUUGCACUCAGUGGCAGCACCCAGGCUCUGGAACUCCCUUCCCAGGGAGCCUGGGUAGGCUAUCCCAUUGUGCCUUCAACCCUGAGGAAUAGCAAGAAAUAACUUUCAUGGGACCAUCAUCUAUUUGGACUUAAGUGUGUGUGUGAAAUGAGGGUAAGACACUGCAGAGGCAACUGCGGAACUGCCGUUGCUUCAGCCUUGCUGCUCCUGAGCCUGGCUUUGUGUGGGUGAAGCCCAACCCAAAAUUUUCCCUACCCUGCUACGGAGAUUGUCCUCUUCCAACUACCAUUAUUUCCCCCUCAGAAAUAAAGGCGAUCGUUGCCAUGGGAACUGGAACGAAAUGCAUUGGGCAGUCAGAAAUGAGGAAGACUGGUAAGCAGCCCCCUUCCCACCUGCUGGAGCUAGGUCCCCCCUCCUCACAAGCCCCUUGGAAUGGAGCAAGGGCAGCUGCACACUGGUGUGGCUUCGUGCUUGGCUUCCUCCUGGAGAGGAACCGUGUCGGGCUUACUCUGUUGGUUUUGGUGGUGGUGCUUCUGCAGGAGACAUCCUCAAUGACAGUCAUGCCGAAGUGGUGGCCAAGAGGAGCUUCCAGAGGUGAGCAAUGAGCUUGAGGGUGGACUGGGGGCGGGGGUUGGAAGAUUCCCUGGAAUGGGCAACUUCUUUGGGGGCCUGCUUAUUCCAGCUCUGUGGCCCUUUAAGCCAGCUAAACUUUGCCCUUUACCUUCCUGCAAUGCAUCUGAGAAAAGAGCAGGACUUGCUUGAAUUGGCUGAUCAAUUAUUUUAAGAAUUUGUAAACUGCUGUACGUUCAAAGAAUACAUGAGCUGCAUACAAAAAACAGAAUAUAAAAUGUAGUACAAAUUACAAAGCGAAGUUAAGAACACAAAGUCAACCAAAAUUUAAAGCUGCAGAAAUAGAAUGGACUAAUUGAGGAAAGCUUCUGGGGGGGGGGGAAUAAGUUUUCAGUGGACAUAAAAAAGUGUUUCUGUCUGGCAAAUUAAUCUCAUCCAACAAUGCCUGCAGGUGUGCUCCCACCACCAUCUCAAUCACCCUUCCACAAUAGGGGGAUUGGCGACUUGGGGAUAGUUGUCAAGAACCAGAGUAGACCAUCUCUGCUGAUUGGACCAUCUUCCAGAUACAUCCCAGUGACAGAAUCCAACAGUAUGCUAGCAAACAUUGACCCACCUGAUAAUAUAAGCCUGCAUUCUAGGGUAGCAGCUCACCCUGCCUAGGUUGUCCUCCCCUAACUUAAGCUUUCAUCAGAAGAUAGGUUAGUCAUACACACCCUCCCCAUAGGAAUGCUUCUCUCUCACCAAAGAUUGCCCUCCAACAUCAGGUUAUUUCAGCACUCUCAUAAAUGCAAAUUAAAACAAGCAAAUGAAGUGGCAGUUUUUCAUCAGUCCCAGGGAGGAUCACAUUAGAUUCAGGUGCCCCCAGAGGGGUUACUGCUGGUGAUGUCUCUUGUAAAGCAGCUGUCCUCUUGCCCCCAGGUACCUCCUUCACCAGCUGUGGCUGGCAGCUGUGUGCCAAGAGCCCAGCAUCUUCCAUCCAGGAAUGGAGGAAGGGAAGUGGAUUCUCAAACCACACAUCACCUUUAUUUUUUUCUCCAGCCACACACCUUGUGAGUAUGUUAGAACAGCUCUUUUAGUUGGGGGAAUCUCUCCCCUUCCCUUGGUGGCCACCCUUGGAGCUGGGUGGUAGCCUGGUGUGGCUGUACUGCAUUGGUGGAGGUGGAAAGUUCCUGCAGUGAAAUUGUGAAAGAGCCUGGCUGCCAAAUAGCCCAGCAUAUCACUGAGCACCUGGGCUGGAUAUAAAGGUAACUGAAACUCACUGUGGGUAAGCUAUAAAAAGGGUGAAUUCUACACUAUGCAUUGUUAGGAAAGGGAUUGAAAAUAAACGGCCAGUAUCUUAAUGCCAUUAUACAAAUUUAUGAGGAGAGCAUGCUUGGAAGACUGUACAGCUCCGGUUGCCUCACCCCAAAGGAGGAUGGGUUCUCUGCUCCAGGGAAUUUUUCCUCUGUGGGAGAGAGCCCCUGCUUGUCUUUGUCUUCUAAGAGCCCACCCCCCAUUUCUUCUAGGUGGGGAUGCUUCAAUUAUCCCAGUCUUGGAAAUGGAAGCACAGCCUUGCCAGCCCCUGAAGCCAUCAAAGGCAGCUAAGAGGGGCAUCAGUGACUGUGGGCCUCUGGCAGCUGAAAGGGAGUCUGAAGAGACGGCAGCUGACCAUGUCCCCAAGAGACAAAAAGUCUGUGGUGCUGAGCUCCCUGCAGAGGACCGUGUAGGAACCAAGGUGGUGGAUGUCCACAGAACUGGGGCCAAGUGUGUCCCGGGAGAGGCAGGGGAUUCCCAGCAGCCAGGUGGCGACUACCACACCGUGGGGCUUCUACGGAUCAAGCCAGGCCGUGGGGCCCAGACAGCCUCCAUGUCUUGCAGCGAUAAGCUGUUGCGCUGGAAUGUCCUUGGCUGCCAGGGAGCCCUCCUGAUGCAUUUCCUCCAGCAGCCCAUCUACUUUUCAGCCUUGGUUGUGGGCCGUUGUCCCUACAGCCAGGAGGCCCUGCAGAGGGCCAUUGUUGCAAGGUGAGCAAGUUGUGAGGAUGGGGAGGGUAUUAGCCAGGAGGGUGGAGCAGCCCAUUGCAGUUACUUCUGGGGAUCAUGCUUGUUUCCUUAUUCCAAACACUGGAACGUGUCAUGUUGCUGAACGGUGGUUGUGCUCUUCUGUCCCCCAGGGGUCUGCCUGUUUUGUGUUUGCCAGAUGGCUUCCGAGUUCAGGAGGUGGAAAUCCUGCAGUCCCAGAUGGGCUUCAUCCACAGCCGUGAAGCAGUCCAAGCCAACCAUGCUCUGCGCCAAGGGAAGCUGGUGCCCUGCGGGGCAGGUGGGUGUCUCCAGGGGUGUUUAUGAGGGUGCUUGGGCUUUCCACUCCCCUUCCCUUGCUUGGAAGUGGUGGCAGAGAGACCCUGCUGUGGGAAUUGUUAUUGUUUGUAUGCAUUACCAGAGCCAUAAAAGUCUGAGGGCAACGUUGGAGGUUGCCAUCUAACCAAAGAGACCAACUUGCAUUGCAGGGGUUGGACUAGAUGACCCUUGGGGUCUCUUCCAACUCUAAAAUUGUAUGAUAAGGAAACUGGAGGUGGGGGUAGAGUGGGGAGCAAUAGAUUUCCUUCUGGAAGUUUACUGGGUAUUUCUGCUGACUUGAUUGAUAAACAGAUAUUAUCGGCACAGCAAAUAAACUUUACUGAUAAAAUUGCUGUUUGUAAUAAUAGAAAGCAAUGCUGGCUGCAUUGGAAGGAAUAAAAUCACCAGGUAAGAGGAAGGGAAAAGAGGAAAAGGAGAGGCAGCAGCUAACUAAUGUGUGUGCAUUUGGUGUCAGCGCAUACCUGGGCAGCCGCCUUCUUCUCAGGGAUAUGGCCAAAGCGCUUGUUGAGAUGUCUGGUUCUGAGCUGGGGGUUUUAAGGGAGGGGGAAAGAUGUCAUCAUGUUAGUACCUAGUGAUAGGGUUGCAGGCAUUGGGGCAGGAAAAGGCGAAGCUGGUGAUCCACAGCUGGUAACAGUGGUAGGAGCAAAGGUCUGUUGGGCUGCCUGCAAAAGAAUAACCAUCUGAGUUGGGGGCUUUACAGGAUGGCACUUAGUGUUUCCCUUGCAUAUUUGCAGCAAGUGACUCCUCCUUCUUCUCUUUCCUCCCAGCUAUCAGCUGGAGUGCUGUUCCGGAGAACCCACUCGAUGUCACUUCACAUGGCUUCAAGCAGGGGUCAACCAAGAAAGUGAUUGGAAGCCCAAAGUCCAGGUGUGUGUCACAGGUGGCAGGAGCCACAGCUAGGUAGUGGGGGGGUGUGAGAGAGAGAGGCAGGUGCAGUCCUUCGGAUGAUUUCUGUGUGUGCGCUGAGUGAGCCAGACUUGUUGAAUUUCAGAGAAGAGGUGAGUCUCAAACAAGAGCCUGACUCUUUCAAAUGACUUCAUUCUGUACCACCCCCACCCUGCUUCUUCUGAACUGGUUUCAUGGCAGACAUUUUGUCCGGUUUUUAACUUCCUUACCAUUAGUGCUAAAUGAUUCAGGUCAGUUGCUUUGUCUUGCCAUAGGAACGUAAGAAAAGCUCUAGAGCUGGAUUAGGCCAAAGAUGGCCCAUCUAGCCCUGUGUCCUCACAGUGGCCAACCAGAUGCCAUAAAGGGAAGCCUACAAGUAGGAUCCAAGCACAAACAGAGCAUUUUCCUACUCAGGAUCCCACCGGCGACUGGUAAUCAGAGGCAUGUCGCCAUCUUGUCUAGUAGUACGCCAUCAACAUGCCUCCCGCUGUUGAAAGUCAUUGUGGCCAAGUGGGCUGUGAAGCAUUCUCCGUGUGUGUGUGUGUGUGUGUGUGUGUGUGUGUGUGUGUCUAAAUGCUGGGAUCAAGCAACAGAACUGACACACUUAACAUACAUUAAAUGAAAAACAAUGCCUGAAACACACAGUUUACAUGAGCUGCAAAUGAACAUGGAGGGUGGCCCGAAUUGGUUGGAAUCACCCUGGAAAGAAAUCUCUGCCACGGUGUGGAGCAGGAGCCUGAAGUGUUGCAGAUGUAAUCGUAACAGUACCAGCUGCAUAGACAAUGAGACCAUUUAUUACUGGGCUGCUUCUAAGGAAAUGGGGAAGGAGGCUUGGCAUCUCAAGGGAAAGUUUUUAGUCAGCAGCUGAUCAGCUUACAGCCUCCCAGGAGACAAAGAUCCUCUGAGUAGAAGAGGGUGGACAGUUGUCAUUGCAGGGUGAGUGGAGGUGUCGGAGUGUAGCACUUUGGCCCUACAAGGAUCUAUACUGAGAGUGGUGAAAUAACCUUGAGAGAUGGUGAUGAUUAAUGAGGGAGUGAGGGUGGUGUUUUCUUCAAAUCUACUCAGGGCAGUAGCAUUCCAAGCAAGACACAUGAGCUCCUCACGGGUAUGUGUGCGCGUAGGAAGUAGGCAACAGAGUUGGGACGCUUAACAUACAUGGAAUAGAAAAUAAUCCCCAAUACAUACAAUCUGUCCCAGGGGGCUGAGUUACCUGCAGUCAUCCUAGAAGGGAAUCUCGGCCCCAGUGAAACGAGGCAUGUGUGUUGCUAAGGGCCAGAGUAAUUUCAUUACAGGCUUGUUGACAGGCUUGAGGCAGGCUGAUCAUAUAACACUUGGCAUAGCUGCAGCGGAUGCUGACACAUUUCAAAGUGCUGGUUUUAACCUGGAAGGUCCUUUAUGGCUCAGGAUCCCAAUAUCCUUCAGAACUCCUUUCUCGAUACAAACUUUCCAGACCCUUUGGCCUUCACCUGUGGGUGGCAACAAGGGCAAGGUUUUUUGGGGGGCUUCUCCAUCUAUGGAGGUCUGUCCUGGCACCAUCAUUAAAAUCCUUUUGACACCAGGUUAAAAAUUAAGUCAUUUUCUCCUAGGCUUUUGAUGGAUUGUGACAAGGUGGUUGAUUGCCCGUUGAAUGAAAAAUUAUUGUUGCUGAAGCUUUUGUUGUUGCUUUUCUGCUGGGUUUGUUUGUGGAUUAUUGGAAUUGUUUUAUAAUUUUUCUUUUUGGCUUUUAAUCUUAAGUUGCUUAGAUACUUUUUUGGUAGUAGAUGAAAAAUAAGUCACUUAACUAAUUAUAUUAAUAAUGACAUGUAAAAGAAUCAAAAAUCAAUACCAUGUUCAGUUUUGGCAGCCCCACGUGAGAAAGCAUAGUCAGAAAUGGGAGUCUUAUGAGGCAGGAUAGCUACAACUCCUGGAUUUUAGACAUAAACAUUGUUGAGAAGCAAGUGGGAAAUACGAUCCAGUGUGUUGUAGUGGGCACAGCCUUGAACUAAGACUUGGGAGACUAUGAUGAUGUACCAACACAGGGCACUUUACAACAUCAAAACAAAAAAAUACAUAACUUAGUAACAAACAAACUUUAAGAGGCCAUGGAUGGUUUAAUUAAACAAAGGCCUGGAAUAAGAGGACUGGUUUUGAAUGGGGCCUAAAGACAUGUAACGAGGAUAUGUAACAAAAGGCACCAGGUGAGCCUCCCUGGGGAGAGCAUUCCACAAGCAGAGAGCCACCGCAGAAAAAGCCCAUUCUGGUGUGCCAUCUCCCAUCAUCAACCACAAAUCCACAGGCCCACCAGAAUGAAGCUACGGAACCACUGGAGGCCAAUGGGCCACAGUUUGGGAACCCCUGAUAUACACCAUCUUGAACUCUUUGGAAUAUAAAUGUACUUAUCAUAAUAAUGAUGCCAUUUGUGUACCUUCCCCAGUCAUCUGAUUUUGGGGAGGUGAGAUGCUGUGCUAAUUCAACUGAUAAAUCCUGGCAGUUUUAGUUCCUUGAAUUUCUCAAUCCUUAGGCAGCAUGCCUCUAUUUUUAAAAGGUUUUUUAAUAUAAUUAUCAUAAGAACUUGAGCCUCUUCUUAAAACACAGUCACACAAGGAAAAAAGCCUCAUGAUGGCAGAUUCCCUCAUAGAUUGCCAAUUGCACCAGUCUCCUUUGGGCAUUAGGUGUUACGAAUCCCUGCCAACCUGCAGAUAUCAAUUUCUGAAAAAGCAGAGGUCUUGCAAGAAGCUUUUUUGCAGUGGCCUUUGUGGACAGAAACUUGUCAAAGCAGCGCUUUAACCAACAAGCUGGCACCCUUGUCUCCUUUUGCAAUGAGACUUAUGAUCAGAAUUUGGUCUUCUGUUGCCGAUAGGUCUCAAAUCUGCAAGGUGGAACUCUUUCAUGCAUUCCUGAAGCUGGCGGCCAGCAUUCCACAGGAAAAACUGCCAAAAACUCUCAGGUGAGGAAUUCCCCACUGUCUUUUAACUGCUGCAUGCUCCACUUCUCUGACAGCAGGAGGGCCCCUGUACCACCAUGGGGUUGGCAACUUUUUCCUUUGAAAGGUAAAUUGACCAAUGGGAAAAGUGAGCUAGUGGACAGAGCUAAAGUCCAAAGCAGCUGGCAUUUGUAGGACUGCUGAGUUUGUUUUCUCUUUCUCUCUCGCCUUGUACUGCUCCAUCCCUUUAGGCUGCCUGCAGCAAGCCUGUGAGCCACAGUUUUGAAACUCAGUUCUAUGGGGAUUGUAUCCUGUCUUUCUAAUAGAAAACACUGUAUCAUUGUUCUUUCCCAAGCUUUCCCUCCUGUAUGCUACCCACUUCCCGUUUAGCUGUAUCUCCCUGUACUGAAUGGCUUUCCCCUGCGGUGUCUUACAAUCUUUGCAUUAAUGCUAUGUUUGCUUUGGCUGUAUUGAGGUUGCGUGCAGACACUUCCAGGGCCAGGCUCUCAUCUUCCCUGUUCUAACACACUCCUGCCAGCACCUGCUUCUGCAGGCUGCCUAGAUGUGCUGUGUGUACUAAGAGAUAUGCUGGCCCCCAUACUGCUUGCAUAACUUCUCCUUCCUCAAACAUAUUUUGGGCUUUGCUUAGUUUUGCAAUUUCCUGGGGUUUUGUUUGCACUUUGCCUGUUUCCUGUCUCUCUGUACCCUUGAGGCAGAGACUGGUGCCCAGGCAGCUGGUUCUGAUUUGACACGGUUGUCCCUCCCUGUGGGCAGGAGGGGGCAGUAUUUCUAUAUUCAGGUAACUUGGCCUUCUUCCUGCACACUUUGAUGGGGCAGGAGCUGCUGAAGACAGUGGGCCUCUGCCCUGUUCAUCUUAGGUGCUUAACUUCCCUUCUUGUUCAGCCACAGAGUGCCCAGAGAGGAGCAAAAGCUGCCCUUCUUCAGCAAAGUUGCUGGCAAGAGCAGGGCUGGACAUAGCUAAGUUGGUGUGCUGGAUACAGUUGGUGUUUUGAUACUCUGUGGUAGGCAGCAGCUGCAUGGCUUUAAAAAUAAAUAAUGGUUUAUGUAAUAAACAUCGGCUGAGUGCAAAGCUUUUGUUCUGGCCUCAGCCUGCCUCACAGCCUUUCAGAUGUCCACAGAUAUCCCCUCCCACAAAACACAGCCAAAGCUGUCAACAGCCUACUCCAGUCCCUGCAAAACACCAGGUUUCCUUUUAUCCUGCUACCCUCCACCUUCAGCAACUUGCCAAGUAGGUGGUAUGUCCACAAGCUGGCUCCUGCUGCUGAGUGUCCCACUUUGUGGGUGUUCGUAUGGCCUCCUCUGGGCCUCCCCCUUGCAAGGCAGACACAGGCAGAGCUGCUUGUGACCAUUUCUACACCAAAACGUUUUGUUGCAGCCCUUGGCCAUGAAGUUUUUGUGUGGUUGUUGAAUGUUUGCUAUUUGUUGGGCUAAGCAUGGCCUGAGUGGUGAUGAUAUCCUUUGUUUACAAAGAGCUGGGGGGGGGGGGAGCAAGGCAGGACAGUGACCCAUUCCAGGACUGUUUGUUUCUCCUCAGAGAGAAGAAAUUAAAGACUUACUGGGAGUAUAAGGAAGCCGCUGCCAGUUACCAAGAAGCCUGGAAAGCACUGCACAGCCAAGCUUUGGGCUGCUGGGUGAGGAACAGUCGUGAUUACCUGCACUUCACGUGAGAGGAGGAAGUUGCACUGUGACACCUGGCUCAGAGCCAAGACUGCCUCACCUAGGGGGUGGGAUGUUACUGGUCCCUCUUGUGACUGACAGGCAUAGAGCUGCAAUGAUUGAAACUUGAAAGAUAAAUAUUCUUGAAACUUAUUUUUAAACCACCACGACUGCUACGUCCUUAGCCACCACCACCCUUUACAUUUUAACAAAAGGGCAUACAGUGGUACCUCGGGUUACAUAUGCUUCAGGUUACAUACGCUUCAGGUUACAGACUCCGCGAACCCAGAAAUAGUACCUCGGGCUAAGAACUUUGCUUCAGGAUGAGAACAGAAAUUGCGUGGCGGCAGCGGUGCAGCAGCAGCGGGAGGCCCCAUUAGCUAAAGUGGCACUUCAGGUUAAGAACAGUUUCAGGUUAAGAACGGACCUCCGGAACGAAUUAAGUACUUAACCCGAGGUAUCACUGUACUAAAACAAGGUAGCAGCCCAUGAACCCUGUUACUUAAUUGUCGCAGCAUGGUCUUUUCUGUUUUUGUCUUUCUGUAACUUGGGUGUGACUGAGGUUAUCAAGUCAGGCUGAGAUUGCAAACAGCUCUUUGCAAAUCUAUUGUUAAUUAACUGUAGUAGACAAAAAGUGGGAUCUCCAAUGGUGUAAUCUUUGCAGUUCUGGUGCUCGAUAUGAAUAAUUUUAAUUGUAUACUCAUGUUAAGAAGUUAUUAUUUAGGCUUUUGUUGACAGAAGUUUUAGAAACUUAUUAAGUACAGUAAGCCUGCAACUUAUGCAUAUUUAACUUGUGUGCAUUCAGCUUUAUGCACUUUGCAAUU
This is a messenger RNA of Podarcis lilfordi (Lilford's wall lizard), 10642 nucleotides long. NCBI's taxonomy places the organism in Eukaryota, Metazoa, Chordata, Lepidosauria, Squamata, Lacertidae. The record is from the annotation of a GenBank genome assembly.